Peromyscus leucopus (white-footed mouse) is the source of this 3199-nucleotide messenger RNA. RefSeq names its product staphylococcal nuclease and tudor domain containing 1 (gene Snd1). Bases 247 to 2667 code for a protein of 806 amino acids. The transcript is spliced from 22 exons. Lineage: Eukaryota; Metazoa; Chordata; Mammalia; Rodentia; Cricetidae. Gene Ontology annotation, cellular component: cytosol; nucleus; RISC complex. Gene Ontology annotation, molecular function: nuclease activity; RNA binding. Gene Ontology annotation, biological process: regulatory ncRNA-mediated gene silencing; mRNA catabolic process. The record is from RefSeq and is a predicted model, not a curated record.
UGGCGCUCUGGCACGCUUGCGCGGCGAGUAGAACGUGUGGCGGCGGCGGAGAUCGCGUCUCCUCUUUUGCUCUCAGUCCCGCUGCUGCUCUAGUGUGCGUGCGCCUGGCGCUUCCAUCCAGUCCACCGUCGGGUACCCUGUCGCCUGUCUGCUCCUCGUCGCCUCAGCCUCUCACCAGCGCCGACACCCAUUCUGACACCUCCAGUCCGGCCGGCCGCCCCACUCGCUGCCCUUCCAGCUCCACACAUGGCCUCCUCCGCGCAGAGCGGCGGCUCCUCCGGGGGACCCGCGGUCCCCACCGUGCAGCGGGGCAUCGUCAAGAUGGUCCUCUCUGGGUGUGCUAUCAUUGUCCGUGGGCAGCCCCGUGGUGGUCCUCCUCCUGAGAGGCAGAUCAACCUCAGCAACAUCCGUGCUGGAAAUCUCGCUCGGCGGGCGGCUGCCACACAACCAGAUGGGAAAGAUACACCGGAUGAGCCUUGGGCAUUUCCUGCUCGAGAAUUCCUUCGCAAGAAGCUGAUUGGGAAGGAAGUCUGUUUCACGAUAGAAAACAAGACUCCCCAGGGACGAGAGUAUGGGAUGAUCUACCUUGGAAAAGAUACUAACGGGGAAAACAUUGCAGAGUCACUAGUUGCAGAAGGCUUGGCCACCCGGAGAGAAGGCAUGAGAGCCAAUAAAGGACCAAGUACCACGAAAAGCAGCUUUGUCUUUGUGUUCUCUCGGCGCUGGCACUGCAUUCGAAAACGGUCGAGCGUGAAUCAACUGAAGCUGCUCCUUGAAGGAAGGCUUUGGGAGAGCAGACAGCUUGUGUGGACUCGGUGCGAGCUGCCCUUGCAGUUUAAAACCAACCGGGGUGGCAGAAAAGCUGAGGGCAAAGCUGAGAGGUUUGCCAAGGAGCGCAGGCUGAGAAUAUGGAGAGACUAUGUGGCUCCUACUGCUAAUUUGGACCAAAAGGACAAGCAGUUUGUUGCCAAGGUAAUGCAGGUAUUGAAUGCUGAUGCCAUUGUUGUGAAGCUGAAUUCUGGAGUCUACAAGACCAUCCACCUGUCGAGCAUCCGACCACCAAGGUUGGAGGGAGACAACGUACAGGAUAAGAACAAGAAGCUGCGUCCUCUAUAUGACAUUCCCUACAUGUUUGAGGCCCGGGAAUUUCUUCGAAAAAAACUCAUUGGGAAGAAGGUCAAUGUGACUGUGGACUACAUUAGACCAGCCAGCCCAGCCACAGAAACGGUGCCUGCCUUUUCAGAGCGUACCUGUGCCACUGUCACCAUUGGAGGAAUAAACAUUGCUGAGGCUCUUGUCAGCAAAGGCCUAGCCACAGUGAUCAGAUACCGGCAGGAUGAUGACCAGAGAUCCUCACACUAUGACGAGCUGCUGGCCGCAGAGGCCAGAGCUAUUAAGAAUGGCAAAGGACUGCACAGCAAGAAGGAAGUGCCCAUCCACCGAGUUGCUGACAUUUCUGGGGACACCCAGAAAGCAAAGCAGUUCCUGCCCUUUCUUCAGCGGGCAGGCCGUUCUGAGGCUGUGGUGGAAUAUGUCUUCAGUGGCUCUCGCCUCAAGCUCUAUUUGCCUAAGGAGACCUGCCUCAUCACCUUCCUGCUGGCAGGCAUUGAAUGUCCCAGAGGAGCACGAAACCUCCCAGGCUUGGUGCAGGAAGGAGAGCCAUUCAGUGAGGAAGCCACACUUUUCACCAAGGAACUAGUGCUGCAGCGAGAGGUGGAAGUAGAAGUCGAGAGCAUGGAUAAGGCUGGCAACUUCAUCGGCUGGCUGCACAUGGACGGGGCUAACCUGUCUGUCCUGCUGGUGGAGCAAGCGCUUUCCAAGGUCCACUUCACUGCAGAGCGCAGUGCCUACUACAAGCCCCUCCUGUCUGCUGAGGAGGCCGCCAAGCAGAGGAAAGAGAAGGUCUGGGCCCACUAUGAGGAGCAGCCUGUGGAGGAGCUACUGCCUGUGCUGGAGGAGAAGGAGCGCUCCGCCAGCUACAAGCCCGUGUUUGUGACUGAGAUCACAGACGACCUGCACUUCUACGUGCAAGACGUGGAGACUGGCACCCAGCUGGAAAAGCUGAUGGAGAACAUGCGCAAUGACAUCUCCAGCCACCCUCCUGUCGAGGGUUCCUAUGCCCCCCGCCGGGGCGAGUUCUGCAUUGCCAAAUUUGUAGAUGGAGAAUGGUACCGUGCUCGGGUAGAAAAGGUGGAGUCCCCUGCCAAAGUGCAUGUCUUCUACAUUGACUACGGCAAUAGAGAGAUCCUGCCAUCCACACGCCUGGGUACCCUACCACCUGCCUUCAGCACUCGCGUGUUGCCAGCUCAAGCCACAGAGUAUGCCUUUGCCUUCAUCCAGGUGCCCCAAGAUGAGGAUGCUCGCACAGAUGCUGUGGACAGUGUGGUGCGGGACAUUCAAAACACUCAGUGCCUGCUCAAUGUGGAGCACCUGAGUGCCAGCUGCCCCCACGUCACUCUGCAGUUCGCGGACUCCAAAGGCGACGUGGGGCUGGGCCUGGUGAAGGAGGGACUGGUCAUGGUGGAGGUGCGCAAGGAGAAGCAGUUCCAGAAAGUGAUCACAGAAUACCUGAAUGCCCAGGAGUCAGCCAAGAGUGCCAGGCUGAACCUGUGGCGCUAUGGAGACUUCCGAGCUGAUGAUGCCGAUGAGUUUGGCUACAGCCGCUAAGGAGAACUGUGCCUGGCCCCCAGCACCGCUGAUGCCAGACCCUUUCCCUCUGCCAGGAGGCCGUUUUCAGCUGCAGACCUGGUUGGGGAGCAUAGAUUGGGUCCAGCUUUGCUUCAGUGUACAGAAACCUCCUGUGGUGGGCAGCAUUGGAGCUGGGGUGGGGAGCCCGAGGCUUGCUGGAGCAGACCAUCACAGUGGUGCUGCCAUCCACAGUCUCUCCCGGAUGAUUUUGUGUUUUUAUUUGAGGGUUUGUGGGGCUUUUUUUAAUUGUCUUCAAAUCAGGAAAGAACAAUGAGAGACUUUGUCUUAGUGAAGGGGAUAAUCGUGACACCCAAGGCAGCUAUCAGCUGGCACCCACCUCUACCCCAGACCACCCUUCUUCCCAAACUCUGUCCACGUGUUGAUUAUGUGAUUUCUGAUACGUCCGUUCUCAAAUUCCAGUGUGUCCACAUCUGCCCCUCACCAGCCUGUUCUGUAUUUAAAGCUUUGAGACCCAAUAAAAUAGUACCUGCUGUCUGCAACCGUACUGUCA